UGACGCUGGUCUGGAAGGAGUGACUCGUUGACUGCGGCGAUCGCAAUUUCGGCAACAUGGGAGACGUUGAGGGAUUUACUGUGAACGGAUUUUAAGAACUACGGUGAACAUGGCAGAGAGGUUGGAGUGGGUGGAGAUCAUUGAGCCGCGCACACGGGAGCGUAUGUACGCCAACCUGCUGACGGGUGAGUGCGUAUGGGACCCCCCGCAGGGUGUUUGCAUCAAGCGAACCGGUGACAACCAGUGGUGGGAGCUGUUUGAUCCCAACACCUCGCGCUUCUACUACUACAACGCCUCCACCCAGCGCACAGUGUGGCACCGGCCCCAGGGCUGCGACAUCAUCCCUCUGGCCAAGCUACAGACUCUGAAACAGCACACCGAUGGCACCAACCCCCGUCCUGCAGGAGGAGGGAGAGCGUCAGCUGACAACAGCCCAGGACGUAACAGUGGGGUCAGCCGAGAGGGAAGCACCUCCUCCUCCCUCGAUCAGGAGCUUUCUGAAAAACAGGGCAACAGAGACGAGGCAGACAGGACUUCUCCCUUCAGGUGGAACACUGGUACGAAGGAGCGAAUGCUGAUCAAGGUGACAGACAGAGAGCCCAGCUUCCUGGCCCACCAGGGAAAUGGCUACUCCCCCUGCGACCCACCCACCCCUGGUGCUCCUUCUGGAGGGGGCACCACCUCACGUACCCGCCGUUCCUCUGGAGGAAACCCACCUUCAGAACCCGACGGCUCCCCCGUUCUCUAUGCCGACCGCCGUCAGUCUCCCUUCCUGAAGCGGGCAGAGCUGGGUGGAACCUGCACCCACCGCCGCUCCUCGGCUGACUCCCAGCCUCCCUCGCCGCGCUAUGCCUAUGAACCCCCACUGUAUGAGGAGCCGCCAUCAGAGUACCAGCCCCCUCCCAUCUACGAGGAGCCUCCCACUGACAUGCACCUGUCUGACUCCACCUCAUUCUACAGCAAGUCACCCGCUCGCAAGUCUUCAGCCCCCAUCUAUCAUUCCCCCAAGCAGGGCCAGUCGCCCUACGGCCAGCUGGUUCUGACCAGGCAGAAGUGUCCUGAAAAGACCCAGAGUCUGGAGUACAGUCCUGUGGGGAAGGAGUAUGUCAAGCAGCUGGUAUAUGUGGAGCAGUCGUCUUCCAGCCCUCGCUUCAAGACCGCCGACCGUCUGCUGCGUUACGGCACUACAGGGGGCUACGGUGGCUCAUAUGGGGGGUCUUAUACUCUGCAGCACAGCCAGUCUCUGAUCAGGGACCCCCGCCUACUGCUGGACUACAGUGGGGAGGGUGGAGAGGGAGGCCAGAGGUUGCUUUAUGAAGACUCCAUAUCCUGGACGUCCAGCCAGACACACUCCCUUUCAUCAUCCUCUGCAGGCGGUCCAGGGGCUUUCUCCCCCGGAGGUAAUCGCAAACGCAAGAGCCGCAAGCCAUCCCUCCCCCAGGAGCUGGCACGCUGCGGGGGGUUAGAGGGGGAGCUGACAGGCACAGCAUCCGAGGCAAUGCUAGCCCAGGCCAGGCUGGCAUGGGAGGCGCAGCAGGUGAUGAAACAGCGGAGCAGUUGGGACUCGGGACAGGGGGGAGGGGCGACCCAGGGCGGCGGCUCCAAAGACGGCUAUGAGAGCGACGGGGCGGUGCCUCUGCCGUUGCCUGGACCAGUCGUGAGGGCGUUCAGUGAGGACGAGGCACUGGCGCAGAGCGACGGCCACCACUGGAAACGCAGCACCUUCGAUCGGCUGGGCUUCCCCCAGGCCCUGCUGGAGAAAAGCCUCUCUGUCCAGACCAACCUGGCCUCCCCUGAGCCGUACCUUCACCCCUCACAGUCGGAGGACCUCGGAGCCUGUGCCCAGUUUGAGGCCAGUCGAAAUGCCAGGAAUAUGAUGCCGAGCGCCAGCUGUGGAAUUUUCCCAGAGUUCACCCUGAGAAAGCCCUCUUCAGAGACCGACAUUGAGAACUGGGCAUCCAAACACUUCAACAAACACACACAGGGUCUGUUUAGAAGAAAGGUUUCCAUUGCCAACAUGCUGGCCUGGAGUAGUGAGCCCAUCAAGAAGCCCAUGAUUGUGACCUCAGACCGCUCCGUGAAGAGGGAAGCAGUGGACAUCUUUAAACUCAUCCAGACCUACAUGGGAGACCGUCGCUCCAAGGCUGAUCCCCUCUCUGUGGCACUGGAGGUGGUGGUGCGUGGGUGGAGUAACCAGGGUCUUCGUGAUGAGCUCUAUAUCCAGCUGUGUCGUCAGACCACAGAGAACUUCCGCUACGACAGCCUGGAGAGAGGCUGGGAGCUCAUGGCCAUCUGUCUUGGCUUCUUCCCCCCCACACCCCGCUUUCACACCUAUCUGGAAGGCUACAUCUACCGACACAUGGACCCGCUCAACGACACCAAGGGAGUGGCCAUUAGCAGCUACGCUAAAUACUGCUACAGGAAACUGACAAAAGCUGCUCUGACUGGAGCCAAGAAGGGCCUGCAGAAGCCUUGUAUAGAGGAGAUCAAGCACGCCAGGAACGCCAUCUUCAGUCCCUCCAUGUUCGGCUCUUCCCUGGAAGAGGUGAUGGUGCUCCAGAAAGAGCGAUAUCCAGACAGCCAGCUGCCCUGGGUGCAGACUCGCCUUUCUGAAGAGGUUCUGGGUCUCAAUGGAGACCAGACAGAGGGCAUCUUCAGGGUACCAGGGGACAUAGAUGAAGUCAAUGCCCUCAAGCUGCAAGUGGAUCAAUGGAAAAUCCCCACAGGACUGGAAGAUCCGCACAUCCCGGCGUCUCUGCUGAAGCUCUGGUACAGGGAGCUGGAGGAGCCACUGAUCCCUCAUGAGUUUUAUGAGGAGUGUAUCAAUCACUAUGACAACCCAGAGGCAGCUGUCAACGUGGUGCUGGGCCUGCCACACAUCAACAAACUGGUGCUCUGCUACCUCAUACGCUUCCUACAGGUAUUUGCCCAGCCUACCAAUGUGACCAUCACCAAGAUGGAUGUGAACAACCUGGCCAUGGUCAUGGCUCCCAACUGUCUGCGCUGCCAGUCUGACGACCCCAGGGUGAUCUUUGAGAACACCCGCAAGGAGAUGUCCUUCAUCCGGGUGCUCAUCCAGCGGCUGGACACCAGCUUCAUGGAUGGAAUCCUAUAGCCCCCCCCCCCCACACCACCACCACCACCACACACACACACACACACACACACACACACACACACACACCAUCCAUACAUUACCCCAGCCCUUAUGCACUCUUUACCCCCUCUGUAACAGGCCCCCACACACUCCCCCAGCACAGGAACAUACACUCUGCUGCUGCUGGGUGAAUACUUUGCCUCUCCAACAUGUUUGCUUUUCUCGAACUAACAAACUGCCUUGUUUUGAGUUUGUCCACGGUACAUUUUGAGUUGAACCAGCAUUUUUUUAUAUUUCUGUAGUUGUAACCCUUCAACUGACAUUUACAUAAGAAAAAACACCCUUGGUAUUGGAGUUCCAAGGUUUUCAUAUAACAGUGCUGUGUGUGCCUUCACAUACAUUAAAUCAGUACACAUACAGAAUGAAGAAAUUAGCACGUACCUCAUCAUUUGGUUGGAUUCAUGUGUUAGUUUCACUGGCACACUCAGUUCAGGACCUCAGGUUCAUUUAAAAUCCAACUAUAUAACUAAUAUUUGGUUUAUAAUUACUGAUUUUUCCUCUUUGUCCCCCCCCCUCACGUUUUGCCCCAGUAAUCCACCCUCUGCAGUGUACGAUACCAUCUAGCACAAAGCAAGAAUUAUGUAAUGUGUUAGUCUCUCACAGAGACACUGGCUAAGUAAUUCAUCCAUAGGGUCCAUCACCAGAUUUUUUUACAAGGUAUGACGCCUAACUGCACCAGUCCAUCAGUACUUGAAUAUACAGUGAGGAAAAUAAG
This is a messenger RNA of Micropterus salmoides (largemouth bass), 3872 nucleotides long. RefSeq names its product Rho GTPase activating protein 39 (gene arhgap39). Gene Ontology annotation, molecular function: protein binding; GTPase activator activity. Bases 110 to 3115 code for a protein of 1001 amino acids. Gene Ontology annotation, biological process: signal transduction. NCBI's taxonomy places the organism in Eukaryota, Metazoa, Chordata, Actinopteri, Centrarchiformes, Centrarchidae. The record is from RefSeq and is a predicted model, not a curated record. The transcript is spliced from 11 exons. Gene Ontology annotation, cellular component: cytoskeleton; cytoplasm.